CUGGCCUAUGGCCACUGCUGGAAGGCAAGAUAGCAGGACCUUUGAUCUGUCCCAGCAUGGCAAGGGGGACAGGUAGUUCUUGAACCCAACGCCCUUCCUUCCCCAGGUGAAUGCCCUAUCUCCUAGCCAUGCCAGAACCCACCUCACCACCAGGGCAUCACUUGUCCUGCCUCCCUCCAGCUCAUGUGUCGAGAGGCAUCACACAGGGGUGAGAAUGGAAGCACUGUAUCCAGUUGCACAAGAUGUACAGUCUAAGAGGGAGCUGGGAAGAUUCAGAACUUGAUCCCUGCUCAUCACUGGAAUGGGGAAGAUAGAGCAGGAAACAUAUAUAGACAGUUAUGACCCAAGCGUCCUUCGAAGGGUGCAAUACCUGCUCUAUGAAGUCAAGUGGAGCAAUAGCAGAAAGCUUACGCAGAGAUGUUGUCAUAGCACCCGCACCGAGCAUGCUGAAAUCUACUUCCUGGAAGAUGUCUUUCAUAGGCAAAGAUAUGAUCCGUCUGACCACUGCUCCCUGACCUGGUACAUGUCCUGGAGUCCCUGUGGGGAAUGCUGCAAGGCAAUCAGGGAUUUCCUGAAGGAACAGCCUAAUGUCAAUCUGGUCAUUUAUGUAGCACGGAUCUACUGCCAUGAAGAAGAAAACAAUCGCCAGGGUCUACGGAGCCUGGUGAACAUUGGAGUGACCAUCCGAAUCAUGGACCUCCCAGUUUAUAGCUACUGCUGGAGAACCUUUGUCUGUGAUGAGGACAAGGAUGAAGAUUAUUGGCCCAGGCACUUUGCUCCCUGGAUUAUGCUGUAUUCCCUCGAGCUCCAGUCCAUCCUUCAGGUCAGUAGAACUUCCGGGAGGGGACAUUUACAUGAAGAAAUGAUCCAGAGUCACAUGCAGAACUGGAGUCAGAUUAAGAUUUACUGGGGCCUUGGGCACAAAGACGAUGUGGGCCCCACCUUUGCCUCAGGGUCCCAGUCCCCUGCUCCUCCCCUUCCCUGAACUCCUUCCCCUCUGACCUGGCCAGAAACUGGG
Pelodiscus sinensis (Chinese soft-shelled turtle) is the source of this 1018-nucleotide messenger RNA. Lineage: Eukaryota; Metazoa; Chordata; Testudines; Trionychidae. The record is from RefSeq and is a predicted model, not a curated record.